Otolemur garnettii (small-eared galago) is the source of this 4280-nucleotide messenger RNA. It is a transcript of the gene LRP8, whose product is annotated as LDL receptor related protein 8. The record is from RefSeq and is a predicted model, not a curated record. The coding region runs from base 193 to 2823 and encodes 876 amino acids. Lineage: Eukaryota; Metazoa; Chordata; Mammalia; Primates; Galagidae. Gene Ontology annotation, molecular function: protein binding; calcium ion binding. The transcript has 19 exons.
CUGCUGCUGCGGCUCCAGCAUCUCGCGGCGGCGGCAGAGCUGCUGCCCGGCGGCCAAGGGACUGUCAAGGAGUGCGAAGAGGAGCAGUUCCGGUGCCGGAACGAGCGCUGCAUCCCCUCGGUGUGGAGAUGUGACGAGGACGACGACUGCUCGGACAACAGCGACGAGGAUGACUGCCCCAAGAAGACCUGUAUGGACAGUGACUUUACCUGUGACAACGGCCACUGCAUCCCUGAGCGAUGGAAGUGUGACGGCGAGGAGGAGUGUUCCGAUGGCUCUGAUGAGUCAGAGGCCACUUGCACCAAGCAGGUGUGUCCUGCAGAGAAGCUGAGUUGUGGACCCACCAGCCACAAGUGUGUGCCUGCCUCAUGGCGCUGCGACGGGGAGAAGGACUGUGAGGGCGGAGCGGAUGAGGCCGGCUGCGCUACCUUGUGCGCCCCGCACGAGUUCCAGUGCAGCAACCGCUCGUGCCUGGCCGCCGUGUUCGUGUGCGACGGCGACGACGACUGUGGCGACGGCAGCGACGAGCGCGGCUGUGCCGACCCGGCCUGCGGGCCCCGAGAGUUCCGCUGCGGCGGCGACGCGGGCGCCUGCAUCCCGGAGCGCUGGGUCUGCGACCGCCAGUUCGACUGCGAGGACCGCUCGGACGAGGCGGCCGAGCUCUGUGGCCGCGCCGGCCCAGGGGCCACGUCCGCGCCUGCGGCCUGCGCCGCCGCCGCCCAGUUCGCCUGCCGCAGCGGCGAGUGCGUGCACCUGGGCUGGCGCUGCGACGGCGACCGCGACUGCAAGGACAAGUCGGACGAGGCCGACUGCCCACUGGGUACCUGCCAUGGGGAUGAGUUCCAGUGUGGGGAUGGGACUUGUGUCCUUGCAAUCAAGCGCUGCAACCAGGAACAGGACUGUCCAGACGGGAGUGAUGAAGCUGGCUGCCUACAGGGGCUGAACGAAUGUCUGCACAACAAUGGCGGCUGUUCCCACAUCUGCACAGAUCUCAAGAUGGGCUUUGAGUGCACAUGCCCAACGGGCUUCCGGCUUCUGGACGAGAAGACCUGUGGCGACAUUGACGAGUGUGAGGAUCCAGAUGCCUGCAGCCAGAUCUGUGUCAAUUACAAGGGCUACUUUAAGUGCGAGUGCCACCCCGGCUAUGAGAUGGACAUACUGACCAAGAACUGCAAGGCUGUUGCUGGCAGGAGCCCGUCCCUAAUCUUCACCAACCGGCAUGAGGUGCGCAAGAUAGACCUGGUGAAGCGGGACUACUCACGCCUCAUCCCCAUGCUCAAGAACGUGGUGGCACUAGAUGUCGAAGUUGCCACCAAUCGGAUCUACUGGUGUGACCUCUCCUACCGUAAGAUUUACAGUGCCUACAUGGACAAGGCCAGUGACCCAGCAGAGCAAGAAGUCCUCAUUGACGAGCAGCUGCACUCCCCCGAGGGCCUGGCAGUGGACUGGGUCCACAAGCACAUCUACUGGACGGACUCAGGCAAUAAGACCAUCUCAGUGGCCACAGUGGACGGUGGCCGCCGAUGCACCCUCUUCAGCCAUAACCUCAGCGAACCUCGGGCCAUCGCUGUUGACCCCCUGCGAGGGUUCAUGUAUUGGUCUGACUGGGGAUACCAGGCCAAGAUUGAGAAGUCUGGGCUCAACGGUGCGGACCGGCAAACACUCGUGUCAGACAACAUCGAAUGGCCCAAUGGAAUCACCCUGGACUUGCUGACCCAGCGCUUAUACUGGGUAGACUCCAAGCUCCACCAGCUGUCCAGCAUCGACUUCAGUGGGGGCAACAGGAAGGUGCUGAUUUCCUCCACUGACUUCCUGAGCCACCCUUUUGGGAUAGCUGUGUUUGAGGACAAGGUGUUCUGGACAGACCUGGAGAACGAGGCCAUUUUCAGUGCCAAUCGGCUCAAUGGCCUGGAAGUCUCCAUCCUGGCUGAGAAUCUCAAUAACCCACAUGAUAUUGUCAUCUUCCAUGAGCUGAAGCAGCCGAGAGCUGCAGAUGCCUGUGAGCUGAGUGCCCAGCCUAACGGCGGCUGUGAGUACCUGUGCCUUCCUGCUCCUCAGACCUCCAGCCACUCUCCUAAAUACACGUGUGCCUGUCCUGACACAAUGUGGCUGGGUCCAGACAUGAAGAGGUGCUACCGAGCACCUCAGUCUACCUCAACUACGACGUUAGCCUCUACCACGCCGGGGACAGUACCUGCCACCACAAGAGCCCCUGGGACCACCGUCCACAGCCCCACCUACCAGAACCACAGCACAGAGACACCAAGCCUGGCAGCUGCGGUCCCAACCUCAGUUAGUGUCCCCAGGGCUCCCAGCAUCAUCCUGUCUACCCCAAGCCCUGCAACCAGCAACCACUCCCAGCACUAUGGGAACGAAGGUGGUAAGAUGGGCUCCACAGUCACUGCUGCUGUCAUUGGGAUCAUCGUACCCAUAGCGGUAAUAGCCCUGCUGUGCAUGACUGGCUACCUGAUCUGGAGAAACUGGAAGCGGAAGAACACCAAGAGCAUGAAUUUUGACAACCCGGUAUACAGGAAAACAACAGAAGAAGAAGAUGAAGACGAGCUCCAUAUAGGGAGGACGGCUCAGAUUGGCCAUGUCUACCCUGCAGCAAUCAGCAGCUUUGAUCGCCCACUGUGGGCAGAGCCCUGUCUUGGGGAGACCAGAGAACUGGAAGACCCAGCCCCUGCCCUCAAGGAGCUUUUUGUCUUGCCGGGGGAACCAAGGUCACAGCUGCACCAACUCCCGAAGAACCCUCUUUCCGAGCUGCCUGUCGUCAAGUGCAAGCGAGUGGCAUUAAGCCUUGAAGAUGAUGGACUACCCUGAAGAUGGGACCAUCCCCUUCGUGCCUCCUGGAAUUCAGUCCACGCACUACACUCUCUGGAUGGUGUAUGACUGGAUGAAUGGGUUUCUACAUAAGGGUCUGUGUGAGUGUGUUUGCGUGUAAUUUUUUUUUUUUAAUUUAUGUUGCGGAGAGGUAACCACAAAGUUAUGAUGAACUGCAAACAUCCAAAGGAUGUGAGAGUUUUUAUAUGUAUAAAGUUUUAUACACUUUUUAACUGGUUGCACUACCCAUGAGGAAUUCAUGGAAUGGCUACGGCAGAGUGACUAACACGAUGUACAUAACCAAAUGGGGGCCGAUGGUACAGUACCUUACUCAUUUAGAAAUUAUAUCUACAGAGGAUGUUGAUUUUGGGGGGGUGUUUUUUAGGUUUGGGGGUUUUGUUUUUUGUAAAUAAGAUGAUUAUGCUUUGUGGCUAUCCAUCAACAUAAGUAAAAAAAGAAAAACCACUUCAACUCCCUCCCCCAUUUAGAUUAUUUAUUAACAUACUUCAGAAAUAAGAUUAGUUCUAUAAAUAAUUUAGAGAAGCGAGAGUAUUUAUUUUUGGUAUGAUUGGCCCACCAUGCAGACUCCGUGUGUGUACACGAGCGUGUUUCUAUGUGUACGUGUGUGUGUGAUAGAGAGAGAUCCAUAGAGAAGAGGCACACCUCUGGCUGUUGUUCAAAUACAUAAAGAUAAAUUUAUUUUAAAGCAGUCCACAAGAGGAGUAUCCAUAGUUUUCCAAGAAGACUUAGGAAGUUAGACUUAGAAAACAUACCAUGGUUUGUGCAAACAUGUAGUGGGAAAGGCAGAUCUUUUCACCUCUGGCUGUUCCUGAGACCCCAGUAAGUCAGGAAGAGCCACAGCUGCUGUGACUUCCACCUGGGCCUCUUGUCCUGGCUGAGGUCAGUGUAGAGACAUUACACAGCGCCAGAGCUCUUGUGAGCUCAAGACAGAACAGGCCUAAACCUCAGCUCCUCUUUGUCUUAAUGUUCCGCCGUUCAAGUACCUUCUUCAAUUUCUUUCAGGACACUUGGGUUGAAACUUAACCCAGCUUAAACUAACUUAAGGUAGUUUCCUCUGAAACACCCAGAAGGGUGCUAUCCUUAUUUAUAGAGCCAAGUGGAGAUGUUUCCAGAACGGCCCAAGUUUAUUCUGAGACAUGCUGUGGAUGAGGAGAAGGAUGGUGGAGAUUUUAUUAUAUCUCUUAUUUCUCCCUUCCCCUUACUCUCUGCCAUUUCCUUUAGGUAGGGAAAACAUUUUAAAGUAAUAAAUAGGUUUCUUAUCAUCAUACAUUCAUGUAGAUGAAACUAAUUUUUGGCUUAAGUCAAAAAACCAGGCCAAACCUGAAGUCCUAUUUGCGGGGGAAAUGGCAUACACAAUAUUAUAGUAUAAUUGAAUAUAUAUGUUCGCACAGGAACUUGGUUAACUGCUUUGUAAAUAAAAGGAAAAACUCUGGGUA